AUGGCCUCGUCUUCAUACGACUAUAUAAUUGUCGGAGGCGGCCUUGCCGGGCUCGUCCUGGCAUCUCGUCUCUCCAAACUCCUCCCGCCGUCUGACACCAAGCAGGUGCUCGUUCUCGAAGCGGGCACAGACCCUUCUACAACCGACUACAUCCUCACAAGCCAAGGCGCGCAUCAAGCCUGGACAUCUCCACACUCGUAUCAGCUCCCGAUCUCGCCCAAUCGGCACCUCAAUGGACGUAGCACGACUGUGCCGGUCGGCAAAGCAUUAGGUGGGAGUGCGGCGAUCAACGGUGGUGCGUGGACCAGGGGACCGAAAAGCGACUACGACCUGUGGGCCAAGUUGGUGGGCGACGAGAGCUGGGGAUAUGAUGCAUUGGUGCCCUAUCUGAGGAGGGUCGAAAGUAUGGCUUUGGUGGAGGGGAUGGAAAAGGAUGAGACCCAGCAUGGAUACGACGGCCCCUUGAAAGUCACACCAAUUCGAUCGCAGUGGCCAGCGAGGAAGUAUCCACUCAGGGAGUCCGUGCAGAAGAUGUGGGAGGAAGUCGGAGUCAAGUACAUCCCUGACGGGAAUGCGGGGGAUCAGAAUGGACUGGUCGAAUUCGUCGAGGCCUGGGUCAAGAGCGCCAGACAGCUGCCGAACAAGAUCCUGGAUUUGGCAAAGGUGGAUAUUCGGACUGGGAGUACGGUGCAGCGCGUCACUUUCGCCAAAGUCGAAGGACAAGGACAGGACCAGCCCGCUGCCAACGGUGUCGACCUUGUCGGCGGUGAACAUGUCGUGGCGAACAAGGAGGUAAUUGUCUGUACUGGGACGUAUCAUACCCCCCAAGUCCUCAUGCUCUCUGGAAUAGGCGACCCUGCUGAAUUGACAAAACACGGUAUCGAAACUAUCGCUGCCAACCCCGAGGUGGGAAAAAGCCUCAAAGAUCACUUCGCACUGGGGAUGGCCUGGAAACUGAAACAUCCAGAAAAAGGUCUGGCCAUCGGAUCGCCGCUGUUCACCGACCCUUCCUAUUUCUCCGGCUGGCCGAUGGAUUUUAUCGAGUUCGGGCCUUUGGAGGAACUGUCAAAGCUGGAGCCUCUGGUCAAGAGUCAGGAAGACAGAGAUUUGGUGCUCCGGCCGGACGCUUCGCAUAUGGAGAUUGUGACCCUGUACGCGGGCAUGGGCAAGGGGUUCACGGGCAUUGACACUCCAAUGGACGGGAGCUACAUUACCACCAUCGCUUGCUAUCUGACGCCCACAUCCAAGGGAUCCGUCACCCUGCAAUCGGCUAGCAUCGAGGAUCCCCCGGUCAUUGAUGUGAAUUUCUUUGAUACCGAAGCCGACAAGGUUGGUUUCCGACAGGCACUUCGGAAAGCAGCAUCCGUCCAUCUUGAAACCGAGGCCGGGAGAUCCUUUGUCUCGCAUGAAGUUCCCCCAGAGGGAUACGCGUGUAUCACCAAGGACACGACGGACGAGGAGCUUGAUAAGCGCAUUGCCGACCUUGGAUAUACCUUCCAUCAUCCGAUGGGCAGUUGUGCAAUGGGAAAAGUUGUGGACAGUCAUUGUCGCGUGAUAGGUAUCAGGUGCUUGAGGAUAGUCGAUGCCAGUGUCUUCCCGGUCCCCAUGGCAUGUCAUCCUCAGGCGGUGGUCUAUGCGACGGCCGAGAGGGCCGCGGAGUGGAUUGGUCGCGGGGACUAA
Messenger RNA from Cladophialophora psammophila CBS 110553, 1680 nucleotides. RefSeq lists its product as uncharacterized. The record is from RefSeq and is a predicted model, not a curated record. NCBI's taxonomy places the organism in Eukaryota, Fungi, Ascomycota, Eurotiomycetes, Chaetothyriales, Herpotrichiellaceae. The transcript has a single exon. Gene Ontology annotation, molecular function: oxidoreductase activity, acting on CH-OH group of donors; flavin adenine dinucleotide binding. The coding region runs from base 1 to 1680 and encodes 559 amino acids.